GACCUCAUGGCCGUGUCCCUAUAAAGCACCGGCCACCACCCCACGUCUGCCAGUGCGGUCGUACCUGGCUGUGAGCGAUGGUUGACGACAGCAGCGUUUUCCUAUUCCCCGGCCUCCUGCUUCUGGUGGCCGGGCUCUCCCUGCUUGCCAAGGGCCGGCGCCAACUGGGUGACGGUCUGUGCUGGCGCAAGUGGGGAUGGCAGCUACAAGCAGCAGCACCGGAGCCUGGCACCAAGCAGCUGUGGGGGUCAGGGCGCUGCUGCCCUGGCUGUACGGAGUGCAUCGAGGCCAUACAGGAGCUGCAGCAGCUGGUGCUGUCGGCACUGCCCGGGUGUGAGGCUGCUGCGCUGAGGCCUGACUUCUGGCAAGUGGCAUCGAAGGACGUGGAGGAGCUGCUGGAGCGGGGCAGCCUGUCCUGCUGUGGCUACGGCAUCCCCAGGAGCAAGAGCUGUCCUGGGAGCUGGAGCAACGCCUCUCUGGAGCACCAUGGAGGAGCCCCCACAGAGCCAGAGCCUCCGUGCCAGCCAGCGCCCAGGAAGGAGACACAUCCCGCAGACAUCCCUGAAGAAGACCAACAUCUGGACUCUGCCCUGAGCAAAACCAGCAGUGCAGAGGAGGCUGAUGAGCUUCGUGGGAAGAGGCAGUGCCUAGAGGUUCUGACAGCCCCCAGGCCCCCCAGGCUUGGGAAGCAGGGCUCCAAGCCAGGCAGCGGAGAUGAAGAGCCACCGGCUGAGGUCUCCUCCUCCAUGCAGCCACCAGAAAUGGGGAUGAUCGUGCGUGAGAGUCUCCUUCGCCCAGAUGAGGGGCGACAGCAGUGGGUGGAGGUGUCCCAGCAACCUCUCGGCUUGUCCGCGGACCUCUCAGCACUUCCCAGCCCAGCCAACACAGUGUUACGAAAAGACCAGGGCUGCCAAACUGACUUCGUCAUCAUCCUGAGACCACUGGGGGCUGAUGCUGGUAAUGAGAACCAGCCCCAAACUGCUGCGCCUGUCGACAUCUCAGAGCCGCAGCUGAGGCUUGAGGAGUGCAGCAAGGCCUGCAUGCAGACGGCAAGCAAAGAAAACCUAGAAAGCUCCUCUGGGACAGUGCAGCAGUCAGCUGAAGAGGAGCAUGAAGCACUGCCUGAAAAUGCCUGUUCUGGCCCCCUGCCACCACAAUGUCCCUGUGUCCCCUUCCUCAAAUGCAAGCCUCUCCUCUAUCCGGACCAGGUCAAGAGGAACUGGACGAAGCACGGGGCCUCCAUUGUCUGCCCAGCGGCCUCUGGACCACCACGCUUCCACCCGCAGCCUGUCCAUUUCCACAGGCCCGAGGCCACGUUCAUGCCCAAGGAGCAGCGCGAGGCCCCGGAGCUGCAGCAUCCCAGGGACCAGCUCGACCCGGAGCGCCCAUCCCAGCGAGCAGUGCCCCGGGAGGAGAGCGGCUGGGCAGCCCCAAGGGCUCACACACACUACACCAGGAACGGCUGCUCUGGCCACAGGAUGGACACAGCUCCCAAGGGUGAAAUUGUGAGGACGCCCUUUGGGAUGCCGAACGCGUGGGCAGGACAAGAGCCCACCGCAGUCUACCCAGCCCUCAGACCCGUGGUCCAAGCUACAAGCCUGAGGCCUGAGCACCGUCGGAAGCACCGCAGACACUUUGUGGGACCAGCCGCAGGAGCCCCACAAGGCCACUGGGGCAGCAGCACCGAGCAGACCGGACGCUCUGACAGCAGCUUCCACCUCCGGGCUGCGGCUGUCCCUCUGAAAGGAAACACCAGUGCGGACGUGACCACGGCGUCUGAAACAGCUGGGGCUGAGGCAGGCACCAGGGGACCUAAGUGGUGGCCUUGGAGGAAGAAGUGCCCUGGCAAGGUCGAGAGCUCCCCAGAUUGUGGGGCCUGCUCCCAGGGCACCGACAGCCAAGAAAAGUGGACAGGCAGCAACCUCCCUCGGGGAAAUGCACAGGCCAGGCCAGCUCCCAUCUUAGCCUCCACAAGACCCCAGGAGCCCCAUGGCUACUCCAGCUCAUCAUCUUCAGAGCACUGCAGUGCCCCUAUCACCAGAUACCUGUGCUCGUGUCACUUGCGCCAAACCUGUGGCACCCAGGGCACUGCAGCGGAACCGAACAGCAACAGCAUCAGCUCGGUCUGGGAUAGGAUUUGCCGUAGGCAGCAGAAGACGUCUGUAUCGCCACAGAGCUCUACAUCUGAGCGCUGCUGCCAUGCACUCCACAGGAGAGGCAGGGCCAGAGUCCAUGGAGCUUGUGAUUUUCAAAAUCUCCAAUAUUGUAAUUAA
This is a messenger RNA of Cygnus olor (mute swan), 2273 nucleotides long. RefSeq lists its product as uncharacterized. The record is from RefSeq and is a predicted model, not a curated record. Bases 78 to 2273 code for a protein of 731 amino acids. The transcript is spliced from 3 exons. Lineage: Eukaryota; Metazoa; Chordata; Aves; Anseriformes; Anatidae.